AUGAAAUCCACACUUUAUACGAAGGUCCAUUUCCUGUACCAGGGGAAGUGCGAGUGCCGUUUCCUCAACGGGACGCGGCGGGUGCGAUACCUGCAGCGCUACAUCUACGACCGGCAGGAGUAUCUCCGCUUCGACAGCGACCGCGGGGAGUUCGAGGCCGUCACGGCGUUGGGGAAGGUGACUGCCCAGGCUUGGAACAGGGAUAAGCACAAGCUACAGUACCGGAAGGCCAAAGUGAAUCGCUUCUGCCAAAACAACUACGAGGCUUUCCAGGGCAGCCCCAUGAUUGGCCGGAGAG
Molecule: messenger RNA, 298 nt
Organism: Protobothrops mucrosquamatus (brown spotted pit viper)
Lineage: Eukaryota; Metazoa; Chordata; Lepidosauria; Squamata; Viperidae
Product: DLA class II histocompatibility antigen, DR-1 beta chain-like
Exons: 2
Biological process (GO): peptide antigen assembly with MHC class II protein complex; immunoglobulin production involved in immunoglobulin-mediated immune response; antigen processing and presentation of exogenous peptide antigen via MHC class II
Cellular component (GO): membrane; MHC class II protein complex
Molecular function (GO): MHC class II protein complex binding
Source: RefSeq, a predicted model, not a curated record